GGCGGCGCGGACGGAGGCGGCGGGAGCUGCCCGUUCCCGGUGCGGGAGCGGGGCCGGGAGCGCGCCCGGGAGCGCCCGGCUCUCCUCACGGGGCUCCCGCACUGCCGCCACUCCAUGUGAUGUCCAGGGUCAGAAAUGCCUUAUGUGGAUCGCCAGAAUCGCAUCUGUGGUUUCUUGGACAUUGAGGAAAAUGAGAAUAGUGGGAAAUUCCUGCGGAGGUACUUCAUCCUGGACACGCAGGAGGACAGCCUGGUGUGGUACAUGGAUAACCCACAGAAUCUUCCCUCUGGAUCUCCACCUGUUGGGUGCAUUAAACUUACCUAUAUUUCAAAGGUUAGCGAUGCAACUAAGCUGAGGCCAAAGGCAGAGUUCUGUUUUGUUAUGAAUGCAGGGAUGAGAAAAUACUUUCUACAAGCCAAUGAUCAGCAGGACCUAGUUGAAUGGGUAAAUGUUCUGAACAAAGCUACCAAAAUCACAGUAAGUGGUUGAGUUGAUAUUUAGCAGUGCUUUCAAAUGUGACUGUCUCUGUGUGCUUAAAUGUAACCUUUGCCUCCAGUUUCUAUCACCACAAACAAGUCUUGGCUUGACUUUGCAGUACUGUAGAGAACUCCCCCUAAGUCUGAGUUUAAUUUUGGAAAUUGGACACAAGAUGAUCUUUUUAAUUACAA
Messenger RNA from Lonchura striata (white-rumped munia), 668 nucleotides. NCBI's taxonomy places the organism in Eukaryota, Metazoa, Chordata, Aves, Passeriformes, Estrildidae. The record is from RefSeq and is a predicted model, not a curated record.